Molecule: messenger RNA, 12080 nt
Organism: Hypanus sabinus (Atlantic stingray)
Lineage: Eukaryota; Metazoa; Chordata; Chondrichthyes; Myliobatiformes; Dasyatidae
Product: microtubule-associated protein 1A-like
Exons: 7
Coding region: 209-10975 (3588 amino acids)
Biological process (GO): microtubule cytoskeleton organization; dendrite development; axonogenesis
Cellular component (GO): neuronal cell body; microtubule; synapse
Molecular function (GO): actin binding; microtubule binding
Source: RefSeq, a predicted model, not a curated record
GCGGCAGCAGAGGGAGAGUGCGCGGCCGGCGAGCGGCGGAAUUCAGCGGGUCAGGCUGCACACGCGGACAGUCGAAGUAUUGGAUCGGAACCCUUCAUCCGGCCGUGUUCCCUGAUCCGAAGAGUUCCAGUUCCUACGGGCUCCAGAUUUCAUCAUCCGCAGUCUCUUGUGCAUCGAGUGUCAGAAUCAGAUUAAUUUCCGCUGACAUAUGAGUAAAAUUUGGUGUUUUGCGGCGGCAGGCCAGAAGACUCUCCACCACAGGAGCGAUGAGCUGGAGACCGUGGUCUUGGUGAACCCUACGGAAAGCACCGUCACUUCUGAGGUUCACUCCCUCGUGACAGACUCAUCCCGCCACAAGCUCUUGAUUCUGUGUGGGCAAACCACCGAGCAAGCUGGAGACCUGAUUCUACAGACCGGAACAUACACUUUUCAGAGAUUCGUCGAGACCUUUGCAGAUUCCGAGGUGACAGAACUACUGAGCAGUGCUGAAGCCGAUACCAAGGCUUGCAUCACCGUCUGUCACCCUGGCGAAGGAGAUUGGAACAACCUCAAGCAACACAAUCUCCAGGGAUUCAUCAAUAUUCAGCUGAACCCAGCGCCCACCCUGCCCGAGAUGGAUGGCGUCUCUGAAUUCACAGAGUACCUCACAGAAUCCGUCGAGGUGCCCUCGCCCUUUGACCUGCUGGAACCUCCGACCUCGGGGGGCUUCCUCAAGCUCUCCAAGCCAUGCUGCUACAUCUUCCCUGGCGGGAGGGGCGACUCGGCGCUCUUCGCUGUCAACGGCUUCAACAUCCUGGUGGACGGCGGUUCCGAGAGGAAGUCAUGCUUCUGGAAGCUGGUGCGUCACCUGGACAGGAUCGACUCAAUCCUACUGACGCACAUCGGGGCUGACAAUCUGCCCGGGAUUAACGGGCUUCUGCAGAGAAAGAUUGCAGAGCUGGACGAGGAGCAGUCGCAGGGCUCCACAACUUACAGUGACUGGAUCAAGAACCUUAUCUCCCCAGAGCUGGGCGUGGUUUUCUUCAACGUACCCGACAAACUGAAGAUGCAGGAGUCCUCCAUGAAGGUUAAGAGGAGCAUUGAAGAAGCCUGCUUAACACUACAGUACCUGACUAAACUGGGAGUCAAACCAGAGCCUCUCAAUAGGGUUGUUGGAGCUACUAUUGACCCUAUUCCACUAUUCCACAAAAUGGGAGUUGGCCGAUUAGACAUGUACAUCCUUAAUCCAGUGAAAGACAGCAAGGAAAUGCAAUUCCUAAUGCAAAAAUGGGCCGGGAACAGCAAAGCAAAGACUGGCAUCAUUCUUCCCAAUGGCAAAGAGGGUGAGAUUUCAGUCCCAUACCUCACAUCCAUCACAGCUCUGGUUGUGUGGCACCCAGCCAAUCCCUCCGAGAAGAUAGUCCGAGUAUUGUUCCCUGGCAACGCACCGCAGAACAAGAUCUUGGAAGGGCUGGAGAAGCUGAAGCACCUGGACUUCCUCAAAUACCCAGUGGCCACACAGAAGGACCUCAUUGGUGGUUUAACCCCGCCUGUGGUGAAGCAGACGAAGAUGAGGCAGAGGACGGACAGCAAAGAGAGCCUCAAGUCCUCGCCAAAGCCAGCUGCCCCCAAGCCAGUGAAAAAGGAAGAGCCCACGGAGGAGACGGUGACGAAACACCCCGAGGUUAAGGCAGAAGUGCUGAAGGAGAACAAGUUAGAAAAGAAAGAGGAGAAGAAGGGGAAAACAGAAGUGGAGAAGGCCACAACAGACAUAAUUAAAACAGAGAAGAAAAAGUUGUCCAAGGAGAAGACUGUCAAAAAACAUGCAAAAGACAAGCAGGCAAAAUCAGAAGAAAAAAAAGACAAGGAGAAAAAAGAGAUUAAAAAGGAGAAGAAAGAGGUUAAGAAGGAAGAUGUGAAAAAAGAGGAGAAAAAGGAGGCUAAGAAAGAUGAGAAGAAGAAAGAAAAGGAGGCCAAGAAGGAGUCAAAGAAACUGCUUAAAGCUGAUUUAAAGCCGUUCACUCCAGAAGUCAGAAAAACACUACACAAGGUGAAGGUGCCGGGCAAGAAAACAGAAGCCAAAGGCAAAGUUUCUAAAGGAAAAGAUGAGGUGGAGCCAAAGGCUGAGCCCACCCUGGCCAAACCAGCACCUCCAGAGCCAACAGCCGCUCAGUUACGUGAGGAGAGGUCUAUCAUGUCUUCACCAGAGGACCUAUCCAAGGACUUUGAACAGCUGAGGACUGAAGAAGCGUCCAAAGUUGAGGCUGUUUGUGUAGAGGCAGCCAAAGGUCCUGGCGAAGUGGAAGAAAUGGCUGAGGUGGAGGAGAAAAAACCUCCAGACCAGCUGAAGGCCAGCCCUGGGCAGGAGGAGAUUGCCAGACCACCUGAUGUUGACUCUAAGGCCCCUCUAGAAUCUGCAGAGGAGAUAAUCUCAGCAGCUGCAGAGGAAGUGACACCUCCAGAGGAGGAGGUCAUCCGCCAGCCUGAACCCUCGGUAGAGAAGAUCCUGGAAGAUGAAAGUGUUGCCUUGGAAGAGUCGCUGGAAAUGAGCGAGUUGGAAGAAAAAGUGGUUACGGUAAAAAAGGAUGAAGAAGCUGUCACUAAGGAUAGGUUAGAGCCCCGACGUGAUGAAGAGCCUGAGGAAUACCAGGCUGAAGAACAAGUGGCACCUCCAGAGACACUGGGAAAAGAGAUCGGAAGGAAGGAUGAAGAGGAAGAAAUGGAGAAGUGUGAGCGAUACAUUGAAUCGAUGGAGACAAGGGAGCAGGUUGAGGAAAGUGAGGGUGAAGAGGUGGUGGAGAAAGCAGAACUGGAAGAAACGGUGGAAGCCGUGGAUGAAGACAAGAAAGUAAAAGCCAAGGAAAAGGAAGGUGCACUCCACGAGGACCUGGGAGACCAGCUGCACCCCAGUGAGAAACAAGACAAGGAUGUUUUUGAGCGUGAAACACUUCCGGCUGAGAAGCAGGUUCCACUGCAAGAAGCCAAAGUAGUGAAGGCCAAGGAAGACUCAGUGCCAACACAGCUCCUGCCUGCUCCUGGACCAGCGGGCGAGCCCAUCUCGUACAUCCAGGAUGAAACCAUCCCCGGCUAUUCUGAGACAGAGCAAACUAUUUCCGACGAAGAGAUUCAUGAUGAACAAGAGGACCAAAUAUCUCACCUAAGAUACGAAGUCGACACUUAUGACAUCUCCGUGCCAGACGACACAAGGUCGUUCGAUGCCGUUCAUGGAAUGAAGGAGAUCAAGGCCAUGGCAGGAGCAGAGAUGGCAGCCAAGGGCUUUACGAGGGAGGAGCCCGAGAUAGUCAUCUAUCCCUCGGAGAUCGUUGCAGCCCCACUGGCUGAGGAAGAGCACAUCUCUUCCGCGGCUUCCAUCACCGAAUGUGAUAAGCUCUCUUCCUUUGCCACGUCCAUGGCAGAGGAUCAGUCAGUGGCUUCAGUAACGGCACCCCAGACUGAGGAGACCGGGAAGAGUUCCCUGUUGCUGGACACUGUCAACAGCAUGGCCUCCUCCAGGACAGAGGCCACCCAGGGCAGAGACUACAUCCCAUCCGCGGGCACCAUAUCCCCAACUUCCUCGUUGGAGGAGGACAAGUACUUCAAAUCGCCACCUUCUGAAGACUCUCACCCCAUUGUUGAAGUUGCCAAAAUGGAGGAGGAGGAGGAGGAAGAGGAGGACCAGACACCAAAUGUUGAGGUUCCGACUAAGCUUAAAGAGCAAUACACUGCGAUGUUCCCAGAAAAGACCGGUCCAUCUCCCUUCCUGCCAGAUGCGUUUACCACUGCCGACCAAACCAUGGAUGUUCGGGGUACUGAUGCCAAGCCUAAACACGCCCUGCAUUUCGACACAGACUUGCCAGAAAGCGACGAGAAGUGUAUCAGCCCUGACGAAAGCACAGUGAAAAUGGCCUCGCCUACUCAGUCGGGUCCCACCAGUGCAGGACACACCCCUUUCCACCAGUCGCCAGUUGAAGAGAGAACUGACUCUGUUGAGACUGAGCUGGAAGAUCAGGCAGCACAGGAAACAUCCAUAGCCACUGAGGAACCACUUAGAAGUGAAGACUUGCCGGGUUCCAGGGAGAGUCCUCUUGGUGACUUGCCACCAAAGCCCGACUCUCUCAGAGAAUCUGCUCUGCCUUGUCCACCAAGCUCUGACCUCCAGCAUCCUGAGCUGACUUCAAAAGAGGAUCUGAUGCACUCGCAGGAGUUCCGAGCAAUAGAGAAGAUGGAAAAAGAUGCCCACGAGACGGAACAUGCAACGACCGAGAAAAUGGAGAGGGAUAUUCAGGACUGGAAACCCACUCUGACCAAGAUGGAGAUCCCCGAGGAGAAACCGGCAGCUGCUGAGAGGCUUGGAGAAGGAGAGGAUGCUGCAAAGGUGGAAAAAGUGAAGAAACCUGCUGCUCCUGAAGAGGCAGAAAGACUUGUCCCAGAAUCAAAACCCGCAAAAUCUGAACCCGAAAAGACUUUGGAUCUUCUGGAACAGAAACCCGAACCUGUCGAAAAAAUAGACAAAGAGGAGCCAUCUGCCUUUACUGAGAAGAUAACUAAAGAGACUCCAGUGAAGGAACCUGCAGAUAUCAUAGAACAAAAGACAAUCUCUCUUGACGAGGGAAAGACAAAGGAGGAAGACUUGGGGAAGAUCUCUCUUGAUAUGGGAAGGAGUGAGAAAAUGGAAAGUGAGAAAAUCAGUUUGGAUGAGAGACCUGGAGAUGUUGACAAAAUUGCAGAAGAAAUGUUAGACGAGAAGUCUAUCAGUGAUAGAAAAAUUGAACAGAAGGAAAUGGAUAUCUCCCUUGAAGUUGGAAAAUGUGAGGAGGAGGAAAUGGAGAAGAAAACUGUCAAAGCUGAGCAGAUGGAAAAAGAUCUGCAGAAAAUUCCUGAAGAUAUUAGCAAAACUGAACAUGAAAUGGAGAAAAUGUCUAUUGAUGUCGGAAAGAGUGAGAAGGAAGAAUUGAAGAAAGAUGUCACAAUUCAUACAGAGAUGGUUAAAGAGGAAUUAGACACAAAACCUAUUGAUGUUGAACAUUUGGAAAAGGAAAAAGGAGCUGGUGAGAUUGAAAAGACAGUUAAAGAAGAAUUGAAGACAAAAUCUAUUGAUAAAGAUUUGGAAAAGGAAAAACGAGCUGGUGAGAUUGAAAAGACAGUUAAAGAAGAAUUGAAGACAAAAUCUAUUGAUAAAGAUUUGGAAAAGGAAAAACGAGCUGGUGAGAUUGAAAAGACAGUUAAAGAAGAAUUGAAGACAAAAUCUAUUGAUGUUGAACAUUUGGAAAAGGAAACAGGAGCUGGUGAGAUUGAAAAGACAAUAAAAGAAGAAUUGAAGACAAAAUCUAUCAAUGUUGGAGAUUUGGAAAAGGAAAAAGGAGCUGGUGAGAUUGAAAAGAUGGUUAAAGAAGAAUUGAAGACAAAAUCUGUCGACGUUGAAUAUUUGGAAAAGGAAAAAGGAGCUGGUGAGAUUGAAAAGAUGCUUAAAGAAGAAUUAAAGACAAAACCUAUUGAUGUUGAACUUUGGGAAAAGGACGAAGGAGCUGGUGCGAUUGAAAAGAUGCUUAAAGAAGAAUUAAAGACAAAACCUAUCGAUGUUGAACUUUGGGAAAAGGAGGAAGGAGCUGGUGCGAUUGAAAAGAUUGAUCACAAGUUGCCUGAGGAGAAAUCUAUUGAGAUUGGAAAGACUGAAUCUGGGAAAUCAGAGAAAAUAACUACAGAUGCUAGUAAGAUUGAGAAAGAACUGGAAAAAAGACAUGGAGAUGUUGGAAUGAUUGAAAAAGAGGAGCUGGAAAAGAAGAUUGGAGACAAGGAAUUGGAGAAAAUGUCUAUGGUUGUUGGAAAGACUGAGGAAAUGAAGAGUGAGAAAGAGGAUUGGGGAAAAGUGCCAGGAGAUGUUGUGAAGACUGAACCAGAGAUGUUAGAGAAGAAAUGUAUUGAUGAUGGCAAGGUUGAAGAUAAGGAGCUGGCAAGGAUUACUAUGGAUGUCGUCAAAAGUGAGAAAGAGGAUUUGGAAAAGAGAUCUGGAGAUGUUGGAAAGAUAGAUCAAGAGAUAGUGGAGAAGUCUAUUGAUACCAAAGUUGAACACAAAGAAUUUUUAGAGAAGAUCUCAUUUGAUGUUGGUAAGAGUGAGAAAGAUGAUUUGGAAAAGAGACUUGGAGAUAGGGAAAAGACUGAACAAGAAAUUUUAGAGAAGAAAUCUGUUGAUGAUAUUGAACACAAAGAGUUGGACAAGAUCUGUGUGGGUGUUGGAAAGAGUGAACAAGAGGAGCUGGAGACAGAAUCACCAGACACUGCUAAAGUAUCGAGAGUGGACCUAGAGAGCGAACUGGGAAAGAAAGUUGAAGAUGUUGAAAAGAUGGACAAAGAGCUUCCAGAGAAAAAAGUUCUAGAUGCCAUAAAGAAAGAUGAAGACAUCUUGCAGACAAAACCAGCAGAUGUUUUGGAGAGUGGAGUUAUAGACUUAGGAAAAUUGGAAAAAGGCCCAGAGAAGAAACCUGCAGAGAUUGAGAAGGUGGAAAAGUAUGGGUUAGAAAUGGAACAAAUAGCAGAAAAAUUACAAGCUACAACAACAGAAAAAUACCCCGUUGCUGAUUUGGAAAAGGGGUAUACACCAACUGAAGAUGUCCAUUUUAAAGCUGACUACUCUCCAGCUACAACUGAAGUCGAUAUAACAGAAAAAUAUAUCACUGAGAAACAAGACCAACUGAAAGGUCAAGGAGAAAGAAUAGCAGAGGCAGCAUAUUCAUCAGAAGAUCAAGAUCUUCCUGAUGUUAUGGAACUAAUACCAACUGCUGGGAAGCUGAAAAGCAAGGAAGAAAUUUCUAAAGAACCUCUCCCUAAAGACAUGACAUUAGCAGACCAGAAGGACAAAAUGAGUCCUGUAGAACUGAAAGACGAAAAUUUACUGAACAAGCUGUUAAUAUCGGAACCUUCGCUGUAUCUGAAAGAUGAACUCGAGGGCCAGGUAGUGGAUAAAGCAGAAUCUGUCUGUGUGCCUGAAGAUGUCACCACAAAACCAGAUACAUGGGAACCCCUUGUUGGACGCAAGAGCUCCAGAGGAGACGAGGUGUCCCCUUCAGAGACAGAGGGACUAUCAAUAGGCAAAGCAGAGUUGGUGAGCACUGACUCAAAGCCUGUGGUCGAUUACAGCAAGUGGAAUCCCCCUUCCUAUGAAUCUCAAUCCUAUAUGCAGGAAGAAUCCAGGGUUAGCAGUGCUCUGCCCCACACGCCAUCUCCCGAGGACUGGCCAGCUGAGAAAUUCACGGGUGAGGUUCGACUAGCUGGGAGUGGAGAUAAAGAAAAAGGCAGUGAAGUUCAGUAUUCUUACUACACAGAUGAAAAGUCUUGCUCUGGGUUUGACUACUCUUGGUCUGUUGAGCCAGGAAGCAGCCAGCUUCCACCUGCCUCUGACAGUGCCUUUGAGAAGGAGCGGGACCUCUCUCUGGAGUCAAAGCCUUUAACUACACCUUUCCCACAAUCUGAGGACUUGUGGACAGGGGCAGAGUCAAAGCUCACUGCUGUGUCCACCACUGUAGUGACAGCUCUGGACACAGCAAAAGAACCAGCAGGCGAGAAGGAAACGAAGAAGUUGGAUGUCCUUCCUGGAGAAGCCCUGAGAAAAGAAGAGAAAACUUCUCAGGAGCAGGCCUACCCUCCACCGGACGGGAGUCUGUACACAUCCGUGUUCAAGGAGAGUGAAGCCUUGACAGGUGGAAAGGAUUUUGCACUUGGUGAACAAGCCUACGGCUGUACAAUGCAUCCUCCUAGUGAACAGCAGGCAGUUUCCUUCACUCAGUUGGAUUACCAGUCAGUGACCUGUUCAGAGGCAAAAUGGAACAGUUUUGGGCUUGUUGCCGGGGAAAGCUACACUGGCACUUCAGUAGGGGGAGACAAGGACGCAGGUACUGAGGUGAAAGCAUUCAGUUACUCUGAGGUGGAUGAGAAGAGCAAGCUCCCGGGGCUUGAGGACCUCUGCAAGUCACAAAAGGAGGUUGAGCCUCUUGCGUUCCAUCAGCUAUCACAGCCACUGGACACACCAUUCGGGGUGGCCUGGGAACCCAGAGAGGCAGAGAAAGAAGCCACGCUCCGCAUGUCACCGUCAGAAAAGGAACCCUCCCAGCACAGCCCCCUGGGCAAGGAGCAACCAACACACGCGACAACUGAAACGAGGACUGAGAGGCCGCUGGGAUAUUCCCAAAUUCCAGAACUUCCCUCGCCCCUCGCUCCAUCAGCGAAAGGUGUCCCAUUGACUGAUGCCGAGGACAAGUCGCAUUCUGAGCUGAAGCUGGAGCCCAGUUUGGGCGAAGGAACCUCAGACUCUCUCAGCCCUAUGUCUCCCGAAGGAAGGAAGACUUUGGCCCUAAGCAGCCCGGAGUCCAAAGACAGCUCUUCCUCCUCGCUAGUGUACACAGAAGGGCCCCACAUUGACUCUAGCAUGUUUGGGACCAGUGCAGCCAAGCAGAAAGCACCAGAGUCGAGUGUCCUGGAAUACUAUGGGAAGGAAGCGGGUGAGAGCAGUAGUGACUCCGAACUGGAAAAAGGUGCCAAGGACAAGUCAGAGAAGGAGCAGCCCAAAGGGGAAAAGGGAGCGAGCUGUCUACAAGCAGAUCUAGAUUGGAGGGCUCGCUCCCCCAGCCCCCAGCCCCCUUGGACACAGCAACACCAGCUGGAGCCCACGUUGCCAGGAACUGCGGAACAGCAGCCACGGGAGCGGAGUCCAGCAAAGUCUGAGGAGGAACAGCUCUCUCUUGGCCACCAGGAUCCAGGCAUCCUGACUCCCAGUCACCACAAGGGAGCCCUGCAGAGCUUUCCCUGUGGACUGGACUACCCCUGCACCAAAGCAGCAGAGGAGGAGGAGCAUUCCAAAGUUCCUUCCAGUCCUUCCCACACACCAUCUCCUGAGGACCCACCAAGCGAGAUUUUUACAGGAGAGAUUGCCAAAGUUGCAAAGGUGGAGGGGCAAGAUCCCAGCAAAGCCAAACCCCAGGAGGGGCAAUUUGAGCAAUGGGGCCCUGAUUCCCUUGGCCUAGGCCAGGGACUCCUAACCACCCAGCAGGAGCUCUGGACAGUCAGUGCCAAACAUUCCUGCACAGACAAGGAGGAGAAACCCUCUGCUGCUACCUUGGAAUAUUCUUCCUUGGCCAAGGAGAAGUUGUCUGCAGUUCCUCUCCCCACAGAAGGCCUGAAGGACAAAUAUUUGGAAGUAUCCCAAGAUGCCUUUGCUCCAAGCCCCACCCAGGACCUUGCUCCCUCCUCACCUGGACCAGCCCGUGAUCAGAGUGCCAGCGACUCAUCAGGGAGUGGGCCUGCAGUGGAGGGGACCAGUUCCCAAGGGUCUGUUGAGGGGUUGCACCUGACCCUCAAGGCUGGAACCCCAGCAAGGAGUCUGGAUGAAGUGUCACCCUUGGUUCCUGCGGACAAGGCCGUAUGCCAGGCUGCUGAAGCCGAGGAGGUGACCCUGGUAGAACACAGCCCGGCCUAUCUGUGUGACAUUGAGGACUCCACCUUGUCCUGCAGGGUCGAGUGCCAGGGGUCAGCCCCUAAAGCAGAAGCUGAAGAUUUGGGAGGGGAUUUCCAGACUGCCAAGCCUGGGCCAGGAGCAGGAGGCCCAACUGAGCGCCAGGCCCCAGGCUUGCCACCUCCCCUGGCCACACCAGAAGCCAACGGGCCAACAGAGACAGGUUUUGCCUCAGUGCCAGCCUGGAGCUCGCUGGGCCAGGAAAGGGAUGCAAGCACCGGCCUGGAUUCAGCCUCGAAGAUUGAGCUAGCAGCCCGGCCAUCUUCACUUCCUCCGUCCCAGGGGAUGACACUACGGCCCUCAGAAGGGUCUGGACCUCAGCCCAGAGGCACUGGGUCUAGCUUCUCCUGCAGUGACCACAAGCUCCUGAAGGGUGAGCUGUCGCCAUCCUUCAUUAACCCCAGUCCACAGCUGGAAAUGGAGGAGGACAUUCACCCUCAGGCCACAAGUAGAGGGGUGGAGGAUACCUGGAGGCCGGAAGUCCCAGGGCAACUGCGCCCUGAUAGUCCACCCACUUCUGGCAGCGAGUCACCACCCCUCAAUUCUGACUCGGACGUGCCACCUGAGACAGAGGACUGCCCCUCCAUUACAGCUGAGGGGCCCAUAGACUCGGACGAGGACGGUGACUUCCUGCCAGUGGACAAAGGCACUGGCGCCGCACCCCACCCGCGGCCAGGUCCUGACCCUCUGCCCGCCCCUGCCGCGGACCCCCAGCCCCAGCCUCCACCACCUGACGUCUGCAUGGUGGACCCCGAGGUGCUAGGUGGUGAUCCGGGCCGGCUGCUGAGAAAGGAGCUGAAAGACAAGGCCAAGGGCACCAGGAAGACGGCCAAGUCCAAGGCAGCCUCACCAGGCCGCAAGGCCGACAGCAAAGCCAAGCACCCCGCCACUCCUGCCAAGUCCGCCUCACCCAAAGAGCCCGGUGAGAGGUCGCCGAAGGCAUCAGCCAGCAAGAAGAAGGAGAGGGAGGCAGCUGAGAAACCGACUCGAGCCUCCAAGGCCGGUGAGACUCAAUUAUCCCGGGCUGAGGACAGGGACGACGUCUCCAGGUCCAGCCAGCCCAGCCCAGGCAAGGCGCUGGUGAAUGGGAUCAAGUCCACCUCAGCUCCCACCAAUACCAAGAGCAGCUCAGGAGUCCCCGCGGGCCCUCCUGUGUAUGUUGACCUGGCGUACAUUCCCAACCACUGCAGCGGGAAGAAUGUCGACCAGGAAUUCUUCAAGCGUGUACGAUCCUCCUAUUACGUGGUGAGCGGGAACGACCCUGGAAGUGGAGAGCCGAGCCGGGCCGUGUUGGAUGCCCUGUUGGAUGGGAAGGCCCAAUGGGGGAACAACCUUCAGGUGACGCUAAUCCCGACCCACGACACGGAAGUCACGCGUGAGUGGUACCAGCAGACCCACGAGAGGCAGCAGAACCUAAACAUCAUGGUACUGGCCAGCAGCAGCACCGUCGUGAUGCAGGACGAGUCGUUCCCCGCAUGCAAGAUCGAGUUCUGAGCUCCAGCCAACCUCGAUCGGCGGCCCGCGGGAGAAACCCUGCUUCAUCAUUCCAUUCCUCCACUAAUCGUUUCUUUAAUUAGGUUCAUUUAAGGCUAGAUUUGCAGCUUACUGCUAAGGAAACAAUUGAUAGUGUGAGUGCAUUGACCUCUCCCCCUCGUGAAUAGGGGACUAGUUUGGAGACCAAUUUGCUAUUCAGAGUGGCUGUUUGCUUGUAAUUCAUCUCGUAUAUGUUGUGACUGGAAUUGGGACUCUGUUGGUGUGACAGAUGAAGUUUUCAUUAGAAGGUUUCGUCCCACUGCUCGAUUUGAGGGCCACCAGCCGAUGAUCCAGUUCGCUGGCUCCACAGCUAGUAUGCUUUUUGUGGGUAAGGGUUCUUUUGCCUCUGAGGGACCUUAAUGUUGGAACACGUUUUGCGAGAGAAAUCUUCAAUCUGUCCUACGUUUCCCGGUUCCCAUAGCAAGCACUGCGGUACUCCAUCCUCGUCUUCAGCCAGCCCAGGGGCAAAGAGCAACUCAAGCCCAGUGAAGCUGCAGAAGGGACAUCCUAUUUGGGCUGUGCCUGAUUUCACACUCCCCGCAGUCUCCAAACUGCCCAGAGCACACAGGGUUGCCCCAGUAAUAAGGCCAGCAAUGGCAGGUCUUCGAUGGGGAGUCAAUGUUAUUGGGUGCAAGUAUAAAAGGCAGGGCUGUUGGGUGUUGGAGGGCGGCCCAGACUAACUGCAUGCUGGACAUCUCUUGCUUGGGUUCCAAGGGACCUGCUGAUUUUUUUUUUGUCCAUUGCCCAUGCUUCUCUCAAAGCAACAACUGAUAAAACCUGUUUGAGAUGAUCCAUGCAAGGAAAUGAAGGCACUUGCCAAACAAUCAGACACUUUAACCAUUUGCCGUGGAUUACAAUGUAAACUGUGAAUGAGACUCUGAAACAAUAGCAAUCCAUUGUAUUUAAAGAGACAGCAUCCUGUUAAAAAUGAUGGGACGUCAAAACUAUUCCUGCACUAGAUAGACAACGAACUUGGAAUAAAGACCAAUUCACUAUAUUUGUACCUAUAGAUUAAUUUAAAUUGUGUAAUGAAAUUCUGAGUUGUAUAAAGAAUUGUGAUGCGUGA